AUGGCGGACUGUCCCACGGCUCCUCUGAGCGCAUGGUUCGAUACGGUGGCCGAUAAGAUCCAGUGUCACGUAAAGCACAAUGAGCGCACGCUGGUACAUUGUAAUGCGGGGGUGAGUCGCUCCGCUGCUUUGUGCCUGGUGUAUUUGAUGAAAUAUCACGGGGUCAGUCUGCGAGAGGCGCACGCAUGGAUAAAGAAAUGUCGACCUAUGGCGAGACCCAACUCUGGGUUUUGGAGCCAGUUAAUCCACUACGAGAGCGAACUGCGUGGGAUUGCGUCAGUCCAAAUGGUGUCUUCAUCCAUGGGAGACAUACCAGACAUUUAUGCAGAGGAAACUAGAAACAUGACACCUUUGUGA
Molecule: messenger RNA, 357 nt
Organism: Knipowitschia caucasica
Lineage: Eukaryota; Metazoa; Chordata; Actinopteri; Gobiiformes; Gobiidae
Source: the annotation of a GenBank genome assembly